UUGGCUAGUAUAACUAGUAUGGGAAAGACGGAAGAUAGAAGUACAAAAAUCAUAAAAGUGAUAGAUACAGAGUUAACUUUAAGUGGAGCUAUAAAUGAAAAAGACGGCAUAGAUUUAGCUGAGUCUAUAGUCACAACAGUUUACAAUAAAGCAGUAAAAAAGGCAGGAGGAGAUACAGAUGAUUAUCCAAAGAUUCGAAAAGUUGUUGAAAAGAUGCUUGAAGACAUUGGUAACUUUCCUGACGUGGAAGUCCUUCCAGCUGAGCAUAAAUGCAUCAUAUUGAAGUUCAAAUGUAGUUCUUAUGCCGCUUUACACAGUAUCCUGAUCUAUUUGGACAGCGGUGCCUUUAGGUGUAUCCUCACGGAGCUUGCCGUCUCUCUAAAUACAAUUGAACAAAUAAAGAGCGAAUCAAUUACAAUUGGUGCGGAUUUGACUUUAGAAUGCUUGAAAGACAUCUUAGAUACACUAUGCUCUGACGCAUCAGAUGAAAACGUUUAUAAAAGAACGAUUAGAAUGCCUAUAGAGGUUAAAACUACAGAUGGAAUGAAGCGGUUAUGGUCAAUGUUUGAAGAUGGCGGGGCUACAAACAGAUUAAAUGAACUCUCAGAAGCCGUUUUUGAUGAAUUAAACACAAAAAUUACAGUGACACCAUCAAUCGGAUUGAGUGGGGUUCAAGAUGCAAUAAGACAAUCAGACGAACAUUUAAAACGAUUAACGAAUGUUUCGGCCGUUAAAGUGGAACAUGUCAUUCCAGUUGCUGAAGAGGACAGAUAUCAAGAAAAAGAUGAACAUUUAAAACGAUUAAUGGAUGUUUCGGCCGUUAAAGUGGAGCAUAUCAUUCCGGUUGGUGAAGAGAACAGAUAUCAAGAAAAAGGUAUGAAUGAUUUUCUGUAUUGAUUAAGUAAAAUCAUUUUACAGUGUAUGUUAUUCGUUUAAUGACACAUGCUACAUAAAACGUCAGACAUUUUGCUCCUA
Ruditapes philippinarum (Manila clam) is the source of this 975-nucleotide messenger RNA. RefSeq lists its product as uncharacterized. The record is from RefSeq and is a predicted model, not a curated record. The coding region runs from base 19 to 897 and encodes 292 amino acids. The transcript has 5 exons. Lineage: Eukaryota; Metazoa; Mollusca; Bivalvia; Venerida; Veneridae.